AGCUGAUGCCUACGGCAUCCCGGAGAGAACCAACUGCCUCGGAACGCUGUUCUCUCCCCUCCCCCCCCCCGCGCCCCAGCGACGGCCCGUUCCACUUCGCGAUCUGCGGGGUGCCCGGGUGGCGCUACGCUCGGCCUCCAGGGAGCUGCUGUGCGGUGCCGGGAAAGAGGCGGAGGCUCGCGGCACAGCUCUCCCGGCCCAGCUCUCGGGCCACCGUCACCGCCCCAGUCACGUCCCGUAGGCCGCGGCAUUCGGUGCUCGGGGAGAAAACGGGUUGAGCACGAGCGCGUUUAUUGGCUGGCGGACGGUGAGAAGCGGACGCUAAUUGGCUGACGGCGGCGCGAGGCGAACGCUGAUUGGCUGCGGCGCGCCGACGCCGGUGUUUCGCGGCCGCUGGCCGCCGGGCCGUCAAGCCCCGCUCCGGUCAUGGUGCUGGGCCGCGGGCUGCUCGGCCGCCGGAGCCUCGCCGCGUUGGGAGCCGCCUGCAGCCGCCGAGGCCUGGGUGCCUGAGGCCGCGCUGCACGGCUCGAGCGGAGGCGGCGCAGGCGCUGAGGCGGGCGCGGAGCGGGCGCGGGGCCGCGGGUGCGGAAGGCGCUAGGUCCAGCCCUGCUGGGAGUUUUCCACCACACAGACUUUCGGAAGAGGCUGACUGUGGACGAGGGCACCAUGAAGGUGGAGGUGCUGCCUGCCCUGACCGACAACUACAUGUACCUGGUCAUUGACGACGAGACCAAGGAGGCUGCCAUCGUGGACCCGGUGCAGCCCCAGAAGGUCGUGGAGGAGGCGAAAAAGCACGGGGUGAAGCUGACCACGGUGCUUACCACCCAUCACCACUGGGACCACGCUGGCGGGAAUGAGAAACUGGUGAAGCUGGAACCAGGGCUGAAGGUGUACGGCGGUGACGACCGUAUUGGGGCCCUCACUCACAAGGUCACUCACCUGUCCACACUGCAGGUGGGGUCUCUCAACGUCAAAUGCCUGUCGACACCUUGCCAUACUUCAGGACACAUCUGUUACUUUGUGACCAAACCCGGUGGCUCGCAGCCCCCAGCCGUGUUCACAGGUGACACCUUGUUUGUGGCUGGCUGUGGGAAAUUCUAUGAAGGGACUGCGGAUGAGAUGUGCAAAGCUCUGCUGGAGGUUCUGGGCCGGCUCCCCGCAGACACAAGAGUCUACUGUGGUCAUGAGUACACCAUCAACAACCUCAAGUUCGCACGCCAUGUGGAGCCUGGCAACGCUGCCGUCCAGGAGAAGCUGGUCUGGGCCAAGGAGAAGUACAACAUCGGGGAACCCACGGUGCCGUCCACCCUGGCAGAGGAGUUCACCUACAACCCCUUCAUGAGAGUGAGGGAGAAGACAGUACAGCAGCAUGCAGGCGAGACAGACCCUGUGACCACUAUGCGGGCUGUGCGCCGGGAGAAGGACCAGUUCAAGGUGCCCCGGGACUGAGGCCACCCUGCGCCUUUGGAGCAUUGGGGGAUUAGGCUCUCUUAGGUAACUGGCUUUCCUGCUGCUGAUGCAGGAAAUUCAGUCUUGAUUUAACCUUAAUUUCACAGCUCUUGGCUUGUGUUAGUGAAUGUUCUAAUGCAUAUUUAUAAGAGAAAUUUAAAAAGUAUUUAUUCCCAUAA
Messenger RNA from Saimiri boliviensis boliviensis (Bolivian squirrel monkey), 1628 nucleotides. RefSeq names its product hydroxyacylglutathione hydrolase (gene HAGH). Gene Ontology annotation, cellular component: mitochondrion. Gene Ontology annotation, biological process: glutathione metabolic process. Lineage: Eukaryota; Metazoa; Chordata; Mammalia; Primates; Cebidae. Gene Ontology annotation, molecular function: hydroxyacylglutathione hydrolase activity. The record is from RefSeq and is a predicted model, not a curated record.